Messenger RNA from Choloepus didactylus (southern two-toed sloth), 3983 nucleotides. RefSeq names its product folliculin (gene FLCN). Gene Ontology annotation, molecular function: GTPase activator activity. The record is from RefSeq and is a predicted model, not a curated record. NCBI's taxonomy places the organism in Eukaryota, Metazoa, Chordata, Mammalia, Pilosa, Megalonychidae. The transcript is spliced from 13 exons. Gene Ontology annotation, cellular component: cytosol. The coding region runs from base 1191 to 3080 and encodes 629 amino acids. Gene Ontology annotation, biological process: negative regulation of transcription by RNA polymerase II; positive regulation of transforming growth factor beta receptor signaling pathway; positive regulation of GTPase activity.
CUCCAGGGGCCGGAGCAGGAAGGCGGAGCCCGGGACGCGGCGGGGAUGGGAAACGGGCCCUGACGCGGGGCCCCGGUGUGGCCGUCCCUCUGGCCUCGGCUGGCGCUGUGACGCGGCCUGGAGAGGGCCCCUCCCGAGCGGGUGGACGAGCACCCGUCCUCCCCGUCGGGUGGGUGGGUCAGAGGCUCCCCGACCCCCUGGAGGGACCUUCGGUCCUGGGCUUGGCUCGUGGGCGAGGUCCCGCGUGCUCGCUGGCAGCCGGGGGGCAGAGGGGCUUGCUAGGGGAUACCGGCUCCCGGGCACGGGACACCAUCUGACGCCAGGAACCCCGUAAACAAAUGGGGUGAAUCAGUGGAGAUGCAGAGCCGCGGUGAGCGGUGUGAGCUGGAAUUCAUUCCCCGUGGAACGUUCUCACCUUAUUCUUGCUGGAUUCCCAACCUCUGACUUAUCAGGACCCCCGUGGGAGGUUACAAAAGCCGCAGGGAGUCCUGAUACCCUGCACCGCCUGAGAACGUAUUUAUUUGUCGAGUGCCUGUGUUCAGUGUCCUCUUUAAAUCUCCGUGGUCUACGGGGAAGCCCCGAGGAGUGGGUUGGGGUGGACCCGGGCAGGGAAGGGUUAACGCAGGUGUCACUGGUCCCUUGCUUGGUGGAUCUGCCCCUUGGAAGGAGAGACCGAGGGGCGGGGAGACCACUGCCGUCUCCGUGGGUUCCGGAAAGUGCACCUGAAGGGGAGUCUUUAGGCCCGCUCAGGAGCCACUUGGCUUCCUUCAGGUGGAGCCAGGAAUGGAAGAGGAAUCGGGAGCCGACGGCCUGGCCCCCAGGGUGCUGGUUCCCCUGUGCUGGUCACCCAGAGUGGACGGGCCUCUCUCCUGGGCUUGAGGGUGGUGCUGGGUGUCACCUGACCCCUGAGUCCCAGUUUAGUCUGCUGCACCGCUGUGCUUUCCAGGGGCUGCCAGGCCGCCCCCUGCCUGGCCCGAGAAGUCAGACUCACACUUUCUGUCAAAAAAAUUUGUAAGAAGAGCUCGUGUUCAUCUCGGAUGCUGGGGAUUAGCUCAGCUGCAUCCCCUGUGGCCCUUUCCUGUUGACUGACGUUCAUUCAGCAUUUGGGGAGAGAAGAGGGAAACUCCAGGCCCACGAUCGCAGGAUUAGAUUGACAUGAUGCUGCCACCUCCUAACAGAAAGCACGAAGGAUGGGGACUCCCAUGUUUUUAAGAAAGAAACGACGUGUGGCUGCCGUGGCCCUGCCGACUCAUCUGGCCCUGGCCUUGUCCUCCGGGGAGCCGGCGGGACGGUGGCCGUCAGUGCUGAAGACACAGGCCCUCGCCAUUUGCCCGGGCACCAUGAACGCCAUCGUCGCACUCUGCCACUUCUGUGAGCUGCACGGGCCCCGCACCCUCUUCUGCACGGAGGUCCUGCACGCCCCACUUCCCCAGGGGGCUGCGGGCGGGGCCAGCCCUGGCCAGGGCGGACCGGCCGAGGAGGAGGAGGGCGGCAUCCAGAUGAGCAGCCGGGCCCGCGCGCCGAGCCCUGCUGAGGGGGCCAGCGCUGAGUCCAGCAGUCCGGGGCCCAAGAAGUCGGACAUGUGCGAGGGCUGUCGGUCGCUGGCCGCAGGGCACCCAGGGUACAUCAGCCACGACAAGGAGACCUCCAUCAAGUACGUCAGCCACCAGCACCCAAACCACCCCCAGCUCUUCAGCAUCGUCCGCCAGGCUUGCGUGCGCAGCCUGAGCUGUGAGGUCUGCCCUGGCCGCGAAGGCCCCAUCUUCUUUGGGGACGAGCAGCACGGCUUUGUGUUCAGCCACACCUUCUUCAUCAAGGACAGCCUGGCCCGGGGCUUCCAGCGCUGGUACAGCAUCAUCGCCAUCACGAUGGACCGCAUCUACCUCAUCAACUCCUGGCCCUUCCUGCUGGGAAAGGUCCGCGGCAUCAUCGAUGAGCUGCAGGGCAAGGCUCUCAAGGUGUUUGAGGCUGAGCAGUUCGGGUGCCCGCAGCGUGCCCAGAGGAUGAACACAGCCUUCACGCCGUUCCUGCACCAGCGGAACGGCAACGCGGCCCGCUCACUGACAUCCCUGACGAGCGACAACAACCUGUGGGCCUGUCUUCACACCUCCUUUGCGUGGCUUCUGAAGGCGUGCGGCACCCGGCUGACCGAGAAGCUCCUGGAGGGCGCGCCCACCGAGGACACCCUGGUCCAGAUGGAGAAACUGGCCGACUUAGAGGAGGAAUCUGAAAGCUGGGACAACUCGGAGGCCGAGGAGGAGGAGAAAGGCACCGUGGUGCCGGAAGGCAGUGGAGGGCGGGAGCUGAGCCAGUGCCCCCCAGACUCGUCCCUGCUCUCAGACUGUGGGGACUGGCAGCCCCGAAAGCUGUCGGUCUUCAAGUCCCUCCGGCACAUGAGACAGGUGCUGGGCACCCCGUCUUUCCGCACGCUGGCCUGGCACGUCCUCAUGGGCAACCAGGUCAUCUGGAGGAGUCGGGACGUCGACCUCGUGCAGUCGGCCUUCCAGGUUCUCCGGACCAUGCUGCCCGUGGGCUGUGUGCGCAUCAUCCCCUACAGCGGACAGUACGAGGAGGCGUACCGCUGCAACUUCCUGGGCCUCAGCCCCCACGUGCAGAUCCCCUCUCACGUGCUGGCUUCAGAGUUCGCUGUCGUCGUGGAGGUCCACGCGGCCACGCGCUCCAGCCCCUGCAUGGCUGGCUUUGAAGACGACCAGUCACUCAACAAGUACGAGUUCGUUGUGAGCAGCGGGAGCCCGGUGGCCGCGGACCGAGUUGGCCCCACCAUCCUGAAUAAGAUCGAAGCCGCCCUGUCCAACCAGAACCUGUCCGUGGACGUCGUGGACCAGUGCCUGGUCUGCCUCAAGGAGGAGUGGAUGAACAAAGUGAAGGUUCUUUUUAAGUUCACCAAGGUGGACAGUCGGCCGAAAGAGGACACCCAGAAGCUUCUGAGCAUCCUGGGUGCCUCAGAGGAGGACAACGUCAAGCUGCUCAAGUUCUGGAUGACGGGCUUAAGCAAGACCUACAAGUCACACCUCAUGUCGGCCGUGCGGAGCCCCACAGCCCCCGAGCCCCGCAGCUGACCCCGGGGCGGGAGCUCGGCUCGGGGGGUCCUCGCGUUGGUUUCUGAACUGGGAGGGGUGGAGCAGUUUCCUGGUGGCGACGUGUGGGCGUUCUCUGCACUUGGGCAGGCAGCAGAAAGCCAUGAACAGUGGGGCUCUCUGCGUCUGUGCGCGUCCCCUGAGAGAAGACCAGAAGGAAAACGUGCAUUCUGGGCCACUCGGGGGGUUAAAUUUCAAAAUUUAAAGGACAGAUAAGUUGGGCCCAAUCCCAGUCUGGGUCUUUAGCUGCAGUAACGUGUCCUCUUGCCGUUAGCAUGUGAGCUGUCCCGCUCUAAAAUCAGCAAGAGUUCUUGGGGCUGGGGGUGUUGUGUGCACUUUGCCACAGUUGUGUAACUUGAGGACUUACUCUGAUCCCCACACAUUCUGCAGUAAAUUUGCUUUUGAGCUAGGGCUUCAGGCCUUGGAGGCGAGUGGACGUCUGCCUCCUCUCUGGACCCCCGUGUUCUGGAAGUCACUGGACUUGAGCGUGUCUUCUGGCCACACUCCCCUGGGUUGCACGUGGAAUUACCUGCCGCUGACACCGAGGCCCUGCGCGCUACACAAAGACAAUGCCUUGGCCUGCCCACCUCACUGCUCCAUAGCUAGAAGCCCCCCGUCCCCGUAACUCUUCUGUCCCUUUGCCCUUUGUUGCCUGUUAGACAUUUACAGUUGGCUGCAGUUAGCGGUAUUCAGAGAAUUGCGUCAUCACAGUACAUUUUUAAUAAGAAUUCACGGCUUGGAAGGAUUUUCCAGCAGUUUUGCCAACUUGUUUGUAGUGUUUUGUGUUUGUUUAAUUUAUAUUUAACACAAAUACUUAAGUUUAUAUGACUAAGUAUCUGUAUAAUCCAGAAUAUUGAAGCACAAUAAAGAUGUAUUUUUGUAAAA